Entrophospora sp. SA101 is the source of this 2520-nucleotide messenger RNA. Lineage: Eukaryota; Fungi; Glomeromycota; Glomeromycetes; Entrophosporales; Entrophosporaceae. The record is from the annotation of a GenBank genome assembly.
AUGUCAUUAAUUCGUCGAGACCAUAUAGCAGGACAUACUCAUGAUCGAAGUAGAUCAAGUUCAAUAGAUGGGGAAAUAGAUUAUUCAUUGUGGACCCUUGAAAAAGUUUUACAAUGGCUUGAGGAUAACUCUUUUAGUGAAUAUAAACAAAUCUUUAUUGAUUUUUUUGCAUUACGUGACCUUAGAAAAAUUAAACAUUUAUUAAAAAAUGAAACGGAAGGUCGUUAUAAAUUGAUAACGGCUAUUAGAAAGAUAGGUGAACGGCCUUCAUUUUCAGAUAAGAGCUCUCAAGAUUUAUUAGGAGGUCUUCGUGACACAUAUGGUUCAUUAUCUUAUUCACCAACAACGCAUAAUUCAUCUCAAACACGCCUUAGUGCACCUAGUUUAUUGGAAGCUACAACAAACAAAACGCUUAAAUUAUCAACUAGUUUUCCUGACUUGCGUAAUGCAAACAAUCAUCAAAACAAUCAUUCAUUUAGUCCUACUAUUAAUCCAAGGAGUUCUUCGAUUGAUAAUGAAAAAUGUCCUCCUUCACCGAUAAGCAGAAAGUGGAAACCUUUUAUUAAUCAUCCAGCAAAUAACGUUGAUAAUAUUAAUAAUAUUAAGUCUAAACCUUCGUUUUCUAAUGGAAUUUCAAAUAAUUUAGAAGAUCCAAUAUCGUCAGCAACUUCAACACUAAACAAUUUUACAAAUUUACCCAAGCACAAUUUCCAGUUGACAUUUGAUUUUAAGAAUUUUCGUUUAGUUGAAUUAUCUGGGGAUGAACCAAGAUCUAAAAUAAAAAGAGUAAUAUUUUCACAAUUGGAUAUUGAUCCUAAUGAUUGUGAGAAUUAUACAUUUCAUUUGACUGAACUUGGACAAAAAGAAAUCGGACCAAGAUUAGAGGAUAAUGAUCUAAUUCACAAAUGUUUGAAUGCAGAUGAUCGAGGAACAUUAAAAUUUUUUGUUAAGCAUAGAUCAACAACAGAACCAAUUUAUCAUAAUUUACCAAUAAUGGCUAGCCAAAAUGAACUCAGAGCUAAUUCAUCACCGUCUAGUUUUUAUACAAGUGGUAAAUAUUUUUCAGGUGGUUUUAAUCCAACACUCCAAGAAGGUUGGAAAAGUACAGAAGAGUUUAGCCCAAUUACUGCAGAACCAUCAGAUAUUAAAUAUGAUCUACAAGACAUAAAACAUGAACUAGUUGACACUAUAGAAAAUGUUAGUAAUACUAGUGGUGGUAAACUUGCACGGGCUGUUUCAUUACGUAGAGGUGUAGAAUCGUGGAUUGUAAGGCCGACCACUGAAGAUGUAUUGGAGAACCUCGAACAAUUUUUUCCUGGACAUGAUCUUGAUAAACCGAUAACAGAAACACCUGGGACACCCGUAACACCUGUAACACCUGCACCUCCACAAAAUGCAAGUCAACAAGAAGAAAUUUCACCGUCAUCUAAAGUAAUAACAGAAAAAAGUAAUGGCAAUAAUGGUGAUGGUGGCCGUAGUGGUAACGGUGGUGCUAAAAUAACAAGAUAUAAAUCAAUUCGUUCAACACUUCAUGAGGUACACGAACGUGAAAAAAAUAAAAGGUUUAUUGAAGCUGUUAACGCGGUUAAAGCUAACCAACGGUUAGCUAGAAAACCUACUACCAAAUUUUGGGGUAAAAAAGCUGUUGAACAAAGACCAAUGAAAUUUUGUGAGCAGAAUGCGGAAAACAAUAUUAUGCAAGAUAAAACAACAAAUUGUUCAUCAUUAUCAAAUCAUGCUGUCAAAUGGGUAAAGGGUGAACUUAUUGGUAAAGGUACAUUUGGAAAAGUAUAUAUUGCGCUUAAUGUGACAACAUCAGAAAUGAUGGCAGUGAAACAAGUCGAAACUCCACGGACUCGAUCAGAUGAAAUAAAUCAAAGGCAAAGAAAUAUGGUAAAAUCUUUUAAAGAUGAAAUGAAAAUAUUAAAAGAUCUGGAUCAUGAUCACAUUGUACAAUAUAUUGGUUAUGAAGAAAAUGAAGAAGAAGUUAACAUUUUUCUUGAAUAUGUUAACGGUGGUUCAAUUGGUACAUAUUUAAGAAUGAAUGGUCCACUUAAGGAACCAGUUGUAAGAUCAUUCACACGACAAAUUUUACUAGGCUUACAAUAUUUGCAUAAUAGAGGAAUAUUACACAGAGAUAUUAAAGCAGACAAUAUUUUAGUAAAUGAGGAUGGUAUUUGCAAAAUAUCUGAUUUUGGGAUAUCGAAAAAAAGUGGUACAAUAUUUUGGAUGGCACCUGAAGUUUUUACUAAAGGUUAUAGUGCAAAAGUGGAUAUAUGGAGUUUGGGUUGUGUUAUACUCGAAAUGUUUGCUGGUGAAAGACCUUGGCCAAAUUUAUCAGAUCUUGCUGCAAUGUUUAAGCUUGGAAGCGAGAAAAAAGCUCCUCCAAUAAGAGAAGAUCUUAUAAUGUCAGCAGAAGCUAGAGAUUGUCUUGAUAAAUGUUUUAUAAUGCCAACCGCUGAAGAUUUAUUACUAUCACAUCCUUUUGUACACGAUGAUCCAGACUUCCACUUCAAAUGA